Messenger RNA from Sorex araneus (European shrew), 1216 nucleotides. RefSeq names its product tissue factor pathway inhibitor 2 (gene TFPI2). Gene Ontology annotation, biological process: negative regulation of peptidase activity. The transcript has 5 exons. The record is from RefSeq and is a predicted model, not a curated record. Gene Ontology annotation, cellular component: extracellular region. Bases 82 to 798 code for a protein of 238 amino acids. NCBI's taxonomy places the organism in Eukaryota, Metazoa, Chordata, Mammalia, Eulipotyphla, Soricidae. Gene Ontology annotation, molecular function: serine-type endopeptidase inhibitor activity.
CUCAGGCCACUUGCAAGCGGAGCUCGGUGCACCCUUCUCCCUCGGGCGCUCUGUGAAGACACCCUGUCCGACCCAGGCACCAUGGGUCGCGCUUGCCUUCUCGGGCCAUUGCUCCUGCCGCCGCUGCUGCUGCUCGGGAUUGCACUAAGUGACGCGGCUCAAAUACAGUCAGUCAACAACGCCGAGAUUUGUCUCCUGCCUCAAGACAUAGGACCCUGCCGGGCGCUGAUACCCAGCUACUACUAUGACAGGUACACUCAGAGGUGCCACUUGUUCAUGUACGGGGGCUGCGAAGGCAACGCCAACAAUUUCGAAACUUUUGAAGAAUGCAAUGAAGCUUGCUGGAAAAUAGAGAUAGUUCCCAAAAUUUGCCGACUGGAAGUCAAUGAGGAGAGGUGUGGAGAGUCCACGAAUGAAUACUUUUUCAAUCUCAGUAGCAUGACAUGUGAAAAAUACAGAUCUGCUGGAUGUGAGAGUAAUGCAAACCAGUUCCCAGAUGAAGCUACCUGUUUGGGCUUCUGUUUACCAAAGAGAGGUCCAUCAUUUUGUUACAGUCCAAAAGAUGAGGGAUUAUGCUCUGCUAAUGUGACUCGUUAUUAUUUUAAUGCAAGAAAUAAAGAGUGUGAAACCUUCAACUAUACCGGCUGCGGUGGAAAUGACAAUAAUUUUGUUACUGUGAUGAACUGCCAGAAAGCCUGUGCAAAUGCCAUGAAGAAGUACAAGAUAAAGAAGCUCCAACGAAGGCAUCCAAGUAGACGUAGAAGCCUGAAAAUUAGAAAGAAGGAAAAGUCAUUUUAAUCAAUUUUUCUAUGCUAUGUCACCUCGUGAAUACUACUGCCUUUAUUUAGAGAUGAAGAAUAAUUGGUGGCAUGAAUCAUUGACUUGUUUACCAGUUUUAUUGCUAUAAGUUACUUUUUUAAGAAUGUGUAUAGUAUGUAUAUGUAUAAACAAACAUAUAUGUAAAGCUACUCAAAUGUGAGUCUAUUAUUUUCAGUUUGCUACCCAACUAUCUUUUUAUGAGGUUGAAUUCUGGCUAUGUACAUAUAUAAAGGCAAUUAUGACUUUCCCAGUUCUUGAUUUUUUCCCUUCUUGAUUUCAAAAGCUGAUAGUAACUGAAAAGCAUAAAAUGAGAGAAUUCAUAGUGCUUUUACCAAAUUUGAUCAUUUCAAGGACCAGAAAAUAUAUUGAGUUUUGCAUUUAAAAGUUGGAUUACAUU